Drosophila teissieri is the source of this 1954-nucleotide messenger RNA. RefSeq names its product fibroblast growth factor receptor 4. The record is from RefSeq and is a predicted model, not a curated record. NCBI's taxonomy places the organism in Eukaryota, Metazoa, Arthropoda, Insecta, Diptera, Drosophilidae. The coding region runs from base 734 to 1813 and encodes 359 amino acids. The transcript is spliced from 5 exons.
CACAGCUCCACAGUGGGUAAACAAAUUGUCUAUUAAACAAUCAACUUUUCACCUAAUAAAUGAUAUCGUAUAAAUCAAUUGAGUCGAUGCCAAUCAAGUGGGGCAACACAGAUAAAUCUCCAUCACAAUGGGAAGAGAUCGCAGAUCUUGGUAAACGAAAUGCAUAAACAAACGUCCCUGGUAUUAAAAGUGUUUUAUGAGCUUCGUGUUUUGUGGUCGAGAAAUGAUUGGUUCGUGACAUUUCAGCUAAAGAAGAUACAUUUACCAUAGAAUGCAAACAGAAUAUUGAAAGAAUUUAAUGAUUUAAUAAAAUUUUAUAUUAUGCCUAUCUAUAUAUCGCUCAAUCAAGCAGUAUUCAAAAAUUAAUGUUUAUGUCUAUUAACCCCAAAGUAGAUCCUAAAUGGUUUCUACCAACAGAUAGUUUUUCGCAUCUCAUAGAUACAAAACACGAUUCGUGCAGUUAGAGCCCUUCUACGCGCUUCUCAAUCUAUCGAGUGGCCCCGAAAGUUCUGUGGUAGCCGCCAAUCAAUUGAUAAACGAGCAUUAUCGCUGCGGCAAUGAUUUAUUGUUGCAUAAAUGGCACUCACUAUUUAUUAAUAAAUGGGAAGCGAAAUUCUGAUAAUUUAUAUACAUAUAUGAGCAGCACCAAGGAUUUGUGGCCCAGUGUUUGUGUCUGUUCCUUUUCUCGGCGAUAGCAAAGUGGAAGACAAUGUCGCGGAUAUGCUAAGUGGAAAUGGAUCCGAUGAUUUGUGAUCUGUGGUCUGGCCGCAACUGGCUAUUGAUUCUCAUUUGUCUCUGCGGCUUUCAGCAAACGCACGGCUUCUUUGUCGACUACACAGAGAACACCGAGUUAAUUCAACAGAGAGCCGGAUUCGAUGUCAAGCUGCAGUGCAAUCUCAAAGGUCUGGUGGAUGAGAGCAUGCUGGAUAACAUCAAGAUACACUGGUACUUCAAGCAAUGCAGCGAAAACAAUUGUCAUCAACUGGGCUCCGUGGAGGAAUGGACUGCACUGCCUUGUGAGCCGAGUCUUUGUCGUCCGGAACUGUGGCUCCGGAAUGUGACGGAGCGGUAUUCGGGACUCUACAAGUGCAGCAUUAAUCCGCACAUUUGGGACAAGGCUCAAGCGGUGGACGUUCAACUGGUUCGCACCUAUCAGCUGGAUGUGAAGAACACCUCAUUGGCUGCCCCUGAGUUUGUGGACUCGUAUCCCAACAACAAGACCACAUUGGUGGGCAGCAGGGUGGUGUUCCAGUGCCGGGUUCACAGCGAGGAGCAUCCCACCAUCAAGUGGUUUCGCCGGCAGACCUACGUGGGAACUCAGUCAGCUGGAGAAGCCUCCGCGGCAUCCACAACCUCCAACUUCAGCACCCAUAUUGUGCGCUACAAUGGUCGCACAUAUGAACUGCUGUCCACCGAUCCCGAAAAACUGAUGGCACCACAGAUAUAUCUCAGCAAACUGAUACUGGACGGAGUGCGAUUAGGGGAUGCCGGACACUACGCCUGCGUGGCCAUCAGCUAUCGAGGCCAUAAGAUCCGGGAAGCCUUCCUGGACGUGCUGCCCGACGAGGAGUAUCCGGAUCAGGAGAAGGAGUACUGGGCGGACUACGAUGGUACGGAUGAGGGCGUACCGACUAGCGAUCGGCGGGAGUUCCUGCUGCUCUUCCUGAUGCCUCUGGGAUUGGCUCUACUGCCACUGAUCGUGUGGUUCAGCUACCUGUUGUACAAACGCUGCUCUGUGGGCCAUGGCGACUGCCAGCGGAUAGAUUCGGACGAGGAUCUGGACACGGAAAGGUGUGUCCUCGGGGGCAACUAGCAUUAGGAUCGAACUUAUUUGAAGCUGCACUACGCUUACUAAGAGGAUGUAAUAAAGACUGUCUUUAAAGUUAGGAAAAGUAGACGUACAAUCUGAAGUAAAUAUAAGGUUUUAAAUAAACAUUAAAGCUAAUCAAGUCAA